Messenger RNA from Tupaia belangeri chinensis (Chinese tree shrew), 822 nucleotides. RefSeq names its product prolactin (gene PRL). Gene Ontology annotation, biological process: response to nutrient levels; positive regulation of receptor signaling pathway via JAK-STAT; positive regulation of cell population proliferation. Gene Ontology annotation, cellular component: extracellular region. Bases 164 to 766 code for a protein of 200 amino acids. NCBI's taxonomy places the organism in Eukaryota, Metazoa, Chordata, Mammalia, Scandentia, Tupaiidae. The record is from RefSeq and is a predicted model, not a curated record. Gene Ontology annotation, molecular function: hormone activity. The transcript is spliced from 5 exons.
UACACAGCACUCCUGCAGGGGUUAGGCAGAGUGGAGACUCGGCUCAAAAACAACUUCAUGCCCGAGGAGCCGGCAGUCAAAGUGCCCUUAGCAGCUAUCAGGGUCACUCCUGCUGUCACUGUUCCUGCUGUCAACUCUGCUCCAGUGCGAGGGCGUGGCCUCCAUGUCUGGCUGUCCCAGGGGGUCGACCAACUGCCAGCUGUCCCUCACAGAACUGUUUAACCGUGCAGGCCUCAUUGCUCAGAAGUUCCAAACGGCCGCCAUGGAUCUAUACAAUGAAUUCCACCAACAGUACUCUGGAGAACAAGGAUUCCUCUCCCAGGGCAUCGUCCCCUGUCACACCGCUCUGAUCCCCUCACCGGUCACCAAGGAACAGGCCCAAAGUUACACUAACGAACAGCUCCUGGGCACGUGCCUCAGCAUCCUGCGCUCCUGGGAGGAGCCUCUGUCCCAUGUGCUCACGGAGGCGCGUAAGCUGCCCCGGGUCUCGAGAGUCAUCCUGUCAAAAAUCGAAGAUGUGGAGGCGCAGAACAUGCAUCUCCUCCAAGGCGUCCAGAAGAUCAUGGAGCAGGUUCGCCCCGGCAGCGUCGCAGAAAACCAAGCCUACUCCACGUGGUCAGGACUCCAGCGUCUGAAGUCGACCAGUCAGGAUACUCGUCUUCAUGGCUUCCACGUGGAGUGCCGCUGUGUACGCAGGGAUGCGAACAAGGUCAACAAUCUCCUCAACAUUGUGAAGUGCCGAAUGGAUCCCAGUGGCGGCUGCUAAGCCCGGCUCCAUCUUCCCUGCUUCUCAGAUGCCUCUUACUGACCCAGGCCCUGGCC